This is a messenger RNA of Frankliniella occidentalis (western flower thrips), 1869 nucleotides long. RefSeq lists its product as uncharacterized. Bases 694 to 1389 code for a protein of 231 amino acids. Lineage: Eukaryota; Metazoa; Arthropoda; Insecta; Thysanoptera; Thripidae. The record is from RefSeq and is a predicted model, not a curated record. The transcript has 2 exons.
CCCGACGCCGCCGUGCAGCGAGGGCGGGCUGGAGGUGGCGCGUGCGCCUUGGAGCUCUGCGCCGAGCCCGGAGGCCACGGGGACAUGCAGCAGACGCAACUCAUGCUUGGCUGCGACACGACGACUCCUGUCGUGAAGCGGAAGAAGGGGAUAGGUCCACUUAGCACCAUUAUCUUGUAAUCUUUUGCCACUGCCGUUUGUUGCACAGGAAGUUCCCGAAUUUACCCUGAGAAGUUAAAUUGCACUGUACUGAAAACUGACUUCCCAACGUCAUUUUGGGAACUUCCGAUGUACCAGACGGCAGCGACAGACAGACGAUUUAAAGGUCGUGGUGCUAAUUAAGUGGACCUACCCCCUUCUUCCGCUUCACGGCAGCAGAAGUGAGCGGCGCUCACCUCUCGCGGACGAUGGCAACACCAGGCUGCCCAGGCCCUCCAGGAACGACCUCAUCGCCACGGCCGCGCGCUCCAGGGCGGUCCCCGGCCCCGGCGGCAUCCUCAGCCUCGUGCCCUCGUCCCCGUCCUCUUAGGAGUCAACCUGACAUCCCCCUUUACUCUCCGCCAUCGCAUCUCGGAACGAUCCGACGCUCUAGCGCGUCGGGUCGUCAGGGUCCCCAGCCUGGGCGGCGCCGCCCCCACCACCCCCAGGCGGCCCCGGCGGCCCCCCAGGCGCUGCUGUCUCGGCACGACAACAAUGACUUGGGCAAGGCGGUGCGACGCGAUGGCGGUGCUGCGCGGUGACGUGGACCAACUCUCGCUCCCCAGCGACUCGGAGAUGACCGUUAUCAGGGUGUGCAAGCAGCGGCGCCUCUGCUCGCAGGGGCCGCAGGGCGAGCCGGGCGACCCUCCCCACAGCCCGUCGCUCGUGAACCUCGCCGAGGGCGAUGAGAACUGCCUGGAGCCGCUCACGUCCUGGGUACGGCGCGACCGCGGCCGUCGAGUCGGCCCACGCCUAUCUGUCGCGGGCGGCAAACAUAUGCUCCCCGCGGUGGUGCUUGACCCCACGCCCGCGUCCUCUUAUAAGGGAGUGUCGCCGCGGGGGACGGCCCUGGAGCUGGGCGACGUGCUUCUCUGCUGCCCGCCGCGGUCGCGCGUCGGCGCGUGGACGCCGCCCGACACCAGGAGCAGGUCGCCGCCGACAGUCGCCGCGGACAAGGAGAGCGCGGACCUCGAGGACGACGUCGAAGCUGCGCGCAUCGCCACUCAGCCAGAUAGGCCGGUCGAGGACAAGCAGGUGCAGACGUCGUGGUGGCGGCCCGCCUGGGACUGGGUGGCGGCGUGCGCGGGCUGCUCCAAGGAGCUCGCGGAGCACGCGCCGGCCCGGGAGAGGCGGCUCAGCGACACCAGGAGCAGCGCCAGCAGCGUGCCCUACGGCUACGUCACCCCCUGACUGAAUACAACGCAAAAAAAGUCGUUUUAACGUUGGCCGUUUCAUGCGUGGUGGCGAGGUGGCCAACUUUGGCGAGGGGGAGUGGUAGGGGCGUCUCCGUCUCAAGGGAGCUCUAGCCUCGGCUCUAGCGAGCGGCCCCGGGGGCGAUCACAAACUGUGUCCACCGCCCCGCUGGGACGGGGCUGGUGCUGGUGCUCCGGUCAGACAAGCAGGGUCGAAGGAGAGUACGGCCGAACUUCUGCUACCCUUCCCUCCGCCCCUGCCCCCUCGCUGCUAACCUCCUUAUAUCACUCAUUUGGCGCCGAGAUUCGGCUCGACAGGUGAGGUGAGAGCUUUGGUCCUUUCAGCGAGGGGUCGUCAACUCCGAUAUUCCUUCGUACACGGACUGAUAUUACUCUAAUAUUACUCUAAUAUUACACAUAUUACUUGAUAUUCCACAAUAUUACCCGAUAUUCCACAAUAUUACCCGAUAUUCCACAA